GUUUGUGCAUCUGUGACACCCAAGCAUGCAUGUACAUACACACCGAGAGAGAGAACAAGAAAACGACAGAAAGAGAGAAUCGAGAGCCAAAGAGAAAGAGACAGUUGAGAACAAGGUGAAUGCUGUCGAGUUUGGUCUUCCCAUCAAAAAUCCAUCAUUUAAAAUCUUAAUACGAGAAAAAGGACAUAAGGAAGGACAAAGAUAGCUGAAAUGAGAGGCCUAAUUUUAAUUUUUACGCUCUCCAUCGUGGCAGCGGAGGCAGCCGACAGCAGAGCGUCAGUAGAUUUCUGGGGAUCCUCUUUCACUCUGACGUGCCCUGACAAUCAUUUUUACAACGAGUCUACAUCCUAUUAUCAAUCUUCGUAUUCUGAGAGGGAUCUUGACAAGUAUUACUGUGUCGAGACAGCAAAUGAACAAGUCAACAUAUAUCAUUUUUACAUCCUAGCAACAGUAUGUGAGAACUGCUAUGAGCUGGACUCUACAUUAGUUGCUGGGGCAAUCGGGAUGGACCUCCUAUUGACUGGAGGGAUUAUGAUGAUAAUCUACCUGUGUGCCCAUAAAAAGACCAGUGGGGAGACGCCUUCCAAAUCUGUCCCUGCCAAAGCACCCCCCCGCUCAGGAGGACGUGCUCCACCAGUGCCUGCAACCGACUACGAGACGCUGAACCCUCAGACACGGAGCAAAGACAUUUACGCUGGGGUUCAGAGGAAUGGCUGAUCACCUCACCCUCCCCUCACCCCCCCUUACCCCACACCAGGCACCCAGACACUCUGCUCUGCUGCUCCUCACCUGUGCUCAUCUCAUACUUUGCAAUUGAAAAGAGGAAGACUGAUCUUUGUGAUUUAGUUUAGCUUCUUAUUUGUUUACUGUAUGUGAGUGGGUAUGUUGCUACUGCAUGUGCUCCUUAAAAGUGUUGUAUGAACUUAGCUUUUUUUAUCGAUGUCUUUUUAUCUACUUACCUUUACAUAAACCUGCACAAGGAAGCAUUUUUAGGUUCUUAAUGAGCCAUGAGCUUUCUGGUAUCUGAUUAAAGUGGAUAAUGGAAACUUAUUAUUCACCUGAAGAUGUUUAGCCACAGGCAUACACUGCACACACUCUCACACAGAGUACUUGAACACACACACACACUCACACAGAGUACAUGCACACACACACACACUCACACAGAGUACAUGCACACACACUCUCACACAGAGUACAUGCACACACUCUCACACAGAGUACAUGCACACAUACAAGCUAUUACACCCGCAGCUCCACCCUCAAGUCUGUAGUGGUAGAUUCACAUCUCUGGUUAUCUCAUAUUAGAAACUCAGUGUCAGAGGCAGCAACCAGCUUAGUGGAAAAAUGAGAUGCCUCACCAUUCUGCUACUGGGAAACUAUUACAUCAGUGCACUGGAAACAUGAUUUUAUGCUUAUUUUGCCUCGGAAGAUGAUAAAGAUGUUCUGGAAGCAAA
Molecule: messenger RNA, 1457 nt
Organism: Hypomesus transpacificus
Lineage: Eukaryota; Metazoa; Chordata; Actinopteri; Osmeriformes; Osmeridae
Product: T-cell surface glycoprotein CD3 epsilon chain-like
Exons: 5
Coding region: 211-717 (168 amino acids)
Biological process (GO): positive thymic T cell selection; cell surface receptor signaling pathway
Cellular component (GO): alpha-beta T cell receptor complex; external side of plasma membrane
Molecular function (GO): transmembrane signaling receptor activity
Source: RefSeq, a predicted model, not a curated record